CGGAUUUCUCGUGCUCUGAUUAGCAGCCGGCCUUCCCACCCACUCCCUGACUAUUGGCGGAUGAGCCUGUCACGUGGCCGCCCUUAGCAACGCACCGGGGCUUCCUUAGCAACCGGUGGCGGGGCACAGGCUGAUACCAUCUAAAAAUGAGUCACUUGUAUGAGAACAUCGAGCCGAACGUUAUUGAUGAUGAACUGGUUCAGAAAGUUCUUGAAGAGGAGCGCACUGAAGACAUAGAAAAGAUUGUCAGAAAGGAAGGCUUUAACUUAAAGGAUGUGAAGGAGCUACAGCUUAGUUUUAGAAAUAUCCUGCAGACUGCUAAUCUGUGGCAGUUUGAGAAUCUGACUAAGCUGCAGCUGGACAACAACAUCAUUGAGAAGAUAGAAGGCCUGGAGAGUCUGGUUCACCUUGUAUGGCUCGACUUGUCCUUCAACAACAUUGAAGUAAUCGAGGGCCUGGAUACCCUUGUCAAACUGCAGGACCUCAGUCUCUACAAUAACAGGAUAUCUAAGAUCGAGAACCUGGACGCAUUGCAAGAGCUGCAGAUCUUCUCCAUAGGAAAGAAUAACCUGACCACUCUGGAAGAUGUGGUCUAUUUCAGGAGGUUUAAACGCUUACGGACACUGAACCUCGCUGGGAACCCUCUCUGCGAUGACAAGCGGUACCUGCUCUAUGUUGUUGCUUAUAUUCCCAACCUGGUGUAUUUGGACUUCAAGCUCGUGAGAGACUCCACACGAGAAGAGGCAGUUUUACAGUAUCAGUAUCAUAUUGAGCUAUUGGAACAGGAGGAGGCCAAGGCCCUGGCUCAGCUGGAGGACAAACAGGCAAAGCAGAAGGAGCUGGAGUGCCACAAGACAGCCUUUGUUGAGUACCUGAAUGGAUCAUUCCUGUUUGACAGUAUGUUUGCAGAGGAUACAGAAGCUGCCAAACUGGCUUGCCUCCCUGGAGUGGAUGACCUGCUGCAGGCGUACAGGGAGGAGUUUGUCUCAGUUUGUGAGAGCCUUUUUAACUAUGGGCUGAAGGAGCAUGAAAACCGAGAAGCUGAAGUCUCCCAUUUCUAUGAAUACCUUAAUGAAGUGUUAACAGCCAACCAGCAAGAAGGCAGGAAAAGAAUCCUAGAGUUUGAAAAGCAGAGCAAAAAGAGGCUGGAGGAGAUUCAUAAUGCCAGUAGUUAUGAUAUUGCUGAGUCGAAACGAGCCCGGUACAGGGAGGACAUCCUUCAGCUCUCUGAAGCACUCAUGGGCUUGGAAAUACUGAUAACUGACCAGCUGGAGGAAAUACUAGAGGAAUUUAAGAGAAACAUUGCUGCUGUAGCAUCAACAUUCACUGAAAACGUGAAAGGGAUGAUGAACCAGUGCCGGGACCUGGAAAACCAUCACCAUGAAAAGCUGCUGGAGAUCUCCAUCACCACACUGGAGAAAUCACUCAAGAAUGAGCUCGACGUGGAUUUGCCAGCUGCUGUUCAAACGCUUCUGGUGGACAAAAACACCAUUGUCAACGCCGUCAACGCAUCCCAUGGCACCCGCCUGCGGAGCAUUGAUAAGCGAGAGAGCGACAUCCUCAGCAACAUCGACCAGUGGCAGAACUCUGUGACAGAGAAGGCUUUCCAAAACGAGAUCGACAGGAAUCGCAACCGGGUCAAAGAGAUCAUUCUCUUCAUUGAGAAUCUCCAGGAGGAGUUGGAUAGCAUCAAGAUCCCGGAGCCCACGGAAUAGGUCUGCCAUGGGUUGAGGGGUUGCUUUAGCUGGGGGCACACAGGACAGCCCCCAACAGCAGCACACACACAGCCAGGGAUGCUGCCUGGGACAUUUCUUCUUCCACCCCAGCAUAAACUGCAAAUAAAAGGUACUUCUUGACUCUGGAAAA
This is a messenger RNA of Pezoporus occidentalis (night parrot), 1866 nucleotides long. RefSeq names its product dynein regulatory complex subunit 3 (gene DRC3). Gene Ontology annotation, molecular function: protein binding. Gene Ontology annotation, cellular component: cilium. The record is from RefSeq and is a predicted model, not a curated record. The coding region runs from base 147 to 1715 and encodes 522 amino acids. NCBI's taxonomy places the organism in Eukaryota, Metazoa, Chordata, Aves, Psittaciformes, Psittacidae. The transcript is spliced from 13 exons.